Molecule: messenger RNA, 4438 nt
Organism: Zootoca vivipara (common lizard)
Lineage: Eukaryota; Metazoa; Chordata; Lepidosauria; Squamata; Lacertidae
Biological process (GO): regulation of DNA-templated transcription
Molecular function (GO): RNA polymerase II cis-regulatory region sequence-specific DNA binding; DNA-binding transcription factor activity, RNA polymerase II-specific
Source: RefSeq, a predicted model, not a curated record
GCAGGUCCUCCGUCCCCCCUCCCUUCCUGCAAGAGGGGGAGGGGCUGUCGUCUCCUUUGCAAAUGCUUCCUUGGCGGCGCCUCCUGCGCUUUGGCUUCCUGAGUGGUCAGAUGGAUGAGCAAGACUUAGCCGGCCCUAAAGCAGGAAGAGGCCAGGCCAUGGAAACUGGGAGCAGAGGGGGAUUCUGGGAAAACUCUGUGCAGAAGAUCCUGGGCAAGGAGGACACCCUUCGCUCAGAGGCGCAGAGGCGGCAGUUUAGGGAGUUCUGCCACCUGGAAGCCAAAGGACCCCGAGAGGUUUGCAGCGAACUCUACCACCUUGACUGUCAAUGGCUGAAGCCAGAAAGGCACACAAAAGCUGAGAUGCUGGACCUGGUGAUCUUGGAGCAGUUCCUGGCUGUCCUUCCACCAGAGAUGGAGAGCUGGGUGAGGGAAUGCGGAGCGGAGACCAGUUCCCAGGCAGUGGCCCUGACCGAAGGGUUCCUCCUGAGUCAGGCAGAGGAGAGGAAGCAGGAAAAGGAUCUGGUUGCAGAAAUGGGCUCCAAUUCCUCUGAGGCAGAGAGGACUCCGUUGGACACCAGAGAGAGUUCACUAGGUGAAAGAAGAAGGCCGGCAAGACCUCCUCAUCCAUCUUUUCAUGGUGGUGGAGAGGAAGCAGCAGCUGGAGAAGCAGAUCAGGGUCCAGUGUGCUUUGAAGAUGUAGCUGUGCAUUUCACGGAGGAGGAGUGGGCGUUGCUGGAUCCUGACCAGAGAGCGUUGCAUAAGGAAGUCAUGGAGGAGAAUCGUGGGAUCAUGGCCUCCCUUGGUGGUAAUGAAUUGGAAAUGAAUAACAGGGGAGACCACGACAAAAUCCACACAGUAGAGAAACCAUAUGAAUAUUUGGAGUGUGGAGAGAGCUCCAUCUCCCUUUCCACUUCCUAUCAGAUAAAUCUUAUUGGGAUGAAAUCCUAUCAAUGUUUGGAAUGUGGAAAGAGAUUCAGUCAGAGCUCCAAUCUCGCUUCCCAUCAAAGAAUUCAUACAGGGGAGAAGCCAUAUCAGUGCUUGGAAUGUGGAAAGAGAUUCAGUCAGAGCUCCAAUCUCGCUUCCCAUCAAAGAAUUCAUACAGGGGAGAAGCCAUAUCAGUGCUUGGAAUGUGGAAAGAGAUUCAGUCAGAGCUCCAAUCUCACUUCCCACCAAAGAAUUCAUACCAGGGAGAAACCAUAUCAGUGCUUGGAAUGUGGAAAGAGCUUCCGUCAUAGCUCCGGUCUCACUUCCCAUCAAAGAAUUCAUACCGGGGAGAAACCAUUUCAUUGCUUGGAAUGUGGAAAGAGCUUCAGUCAAAGCUCUGGUCUCACUGCCCAUCAAAGAAUGCAUACAGGGGAAAAACCCUAUCAAUGCUGCGAAUGUGGAAAGAGCUUCAUUCACAUGUCCAUUCUCACUUCCCAUCAAAGAAUUCAUACAGGGGAGAAACCUUAUCAAUGUUUUGAAUGUGGAAAGAGCUUCAGAAAAAGCAUCCACCUCACGUUCCAUCUAAGAAUUCAUACAGGGCAGAAACCAUAUCAGUGCUUUGAUUGUGGAAAGAGCUUCAGUAGAAAGAAUCAUCUGACUAUCCAUCAAAGAAUUCAUACAGGGGAGAAACCCUAUCAAUGCUCUGAAUGUGGAAAAAGCUUCAUUCACAGGGUCAGUCUCACCUCCCAUCAAAGAAUCCAUACAGGGGAGAAACCCUAUCAGUGUUUGGAAUGUGGAAAGAUCUUUGGUCACAGUGGCUCUCUCAGUUUACAUCAAAGAAUUCAUACAGGGCAGAAGCCAUAUCUGUGCUUAAAAUGUGGAAAGAGAUUUGAUCGGAGCUCCACUCUCACCAACCAUCAAAUAACUCAUACAGGGGAGAAACCAUAUCAGUGCUUGAAAUGUGGAAAGAGCUUCACCCAGAAGCAAAGUCUCACUGCCCAUCAGAGAAUUCAUACACUGGAGAAACCAUUUCACUGUCAAGAGUGUGGAAAAAGUUUCAGUUGGAAGGAAAGUCUCUCUUCCCAUCAAAGAAUUCAUACAGGGGAGAAACCUUAUCAGUGUUUGGAAUGUGGAAAGAACUUCAGUCAUAGUUCCAAUCUUGCUACCCAUCAAAAAAUCCAUGGAGGGGAGAAAUUGUAUCAGUGCUUGGAAUGUGGAAAGAGCUUCAGUCGGAAGGACCAUCUCACUUCCCAUCAAAGAAUUCACACAGGGGAGAAACCCUUUCAGUGUCUGGAAUGUGGAAAGAGCUUCAGUCGGAAAGAUAGUCUAACUUCUCAUCAGAGAAUUCAUACAGGGGAGAAACCAUAACAGUGCUUCGAAUGUGGAAAGAGCUUCAGAAGGCCAACCUCACUUUCCAUCCAAGAGCUCUCUCUCUCUCUUUUUUUAAAAAAUUUUUUUUUCAAAUAAACUUUAUUGAGAUUCUAGUUAAAAUAAACAUACGCACACACACUUGAAAUAAUAAUGAAAAAAUACAAAAUCAUAAUAGAUAAGAGAUCUAAAAUUAACAAUAUUAACAAAAUAAAUAUAAAUUGAAAAUUAAAUUCAUACAUUCACAUUUUCCUUAAUCUCCCCUCCUAAAUGACUUCCCCUCAUCUCUCUCUCAGGUUCAUUGGAUACUAUAUAACAUUACUGCUUCCCCAUAUAUCAACCAAUAUCUACCCUUAAAUAUGUAAUAUGUGGAAAUUCGACAUCUAUCAUCUUUCUCAACUUGAAUUAAAUCUAAGCCUAAGCUAUUCAAUACGAGAACUAAAAAUAAACGCAGGACUUUACCGUGGGGCACUGUCUUUUCAUGUAUUCUCCGAAUUUGUCCCAGUUAAGCUGGAAUUUCUUAUUCGAAUGCCCUCUAAUUGAAUUUGUCAGAUUAUCCGAAUCUAAAUAUCCAAACAAUUUCUCCCGCCAUUCCUCGAUGUUAGGUAUCUCUUUAUUUUUCCAAUAGGAUGCAAUCAGAGUUCUUGCCACUGUUACCGCAUACAAGAACAAUGUCUCAUCUUGUUUCUUUAUUAUAUUAUCCAUAAUCCCCAAUAGAAAAAGUUCUGGGGUCUUUUUUAUAUUAUAUUUGAGCAUUUUUUUAAUUUCUUCAAAUACUUGGUUCCAAAAUUUCUUUAUUUCCCCACAGUGCCACCACACGUGUAUAAAUGUUCCCGUUUCCUUUCUACAUUUCCAACAUAAAUUAUCUUUGGUUUUAUACAUUUUAUGGAUUUUUACGGGGGUUAGAUGCCAUCUAUAAAAAUAACUUAAUCAUAUUCUCCCUUAUUCCCUCCGAGGCUGUGAAUUUCCAGGUUUUUGUCCAUAAUUUCUCCCAUUCCUCCAUAUUUAUGCUUUUCCCCACAUCUAUGGCCCAUUUUGUCAUCACUUCCUUUACCAUCUUGUCUUUGGUCUCCCAUUCGAGUAAUGUGUUGUACAUUUUGGAAAUUAUUUUGGUAUCUGGUUUGAUUAAAUUUUUUUCCAAUAAAGAAGGUUCAUCCAAAAAUCCUUGUCUGUGUUUGUGUUCGUUAAACUUACUAUGGAUCUGGUGGUAUUGUAUCCAAGCAGUUAGGUGCUGUUUUAUUUCCUCAUAAUCUUUUACUUUCAAAAUUCCAUCUUUUUCUUCUAAUAGAUCCAAGUAAUUUCCCCAUUUCCUCUCUGAAUUUAUCUUCUUUACUGUAAUUAUUUCCAUGGGGGAUGCCCAUCUAGGUGUUUUUUGCUCCAGCAAUCUCUUAUGUUUAUUCCAAAUACCCAAAAGAGAUCGCUUGAUAAUAUGGUUAUUGAACCCUUUGUGUACUUUCAUCUUGUCAUCCACUAGGUAAGCGUGCCUAGUUUAUUGAUUUUCUGAGCCUUCCAAAUCCAAAAGUUCACUGUUUUCUAAUGUUAGCCACUCCCUUAGCCACACAAAUCCUGCUGCAUCAUGGUAUAAGUUUAGAUCUGGGAGAGGCAGCCCUCCCCUUUCUUUGGCAUCAAUUAAUAAUUUGUGCUUUAUUCUUGCAGGUUUGUGGUUCCAGAUGAAUUUCCUAAUGUCUUUUUUCCAAUUUUAAAAAAUAUUAUUCCCUGUCCCCAGGAUUGGUAUCAUUUGAAAAAGGAACAGCAUUUUGGGGAGUAUGUUCAUCUUCACCACUGCAAUUCUCCCUAGUAGUGAUAAAUUUAAUCUCUCCCAAUUAUCCAGAUCUUUUUUUACUUCCUUCCAGGCUCUGUCGUAAUUAUCUUUUACUAGAUUGUUUGUAUUAUUAGUAAUCCAGAUUCCAAGGUACUUUGCUUUCUCCACUACUCUUAAUCCUACUUUAUCCUGCAAUUGGCCAAUUUCUUCCUUUGUUAAAUUUUUCGUAAGCAUAUUAGUUUUAUUCAUAUUUAGAUUAAACCCCGACAGUCUGCCAUAUUAUUUUAUUAUUUUCAAGAUAUAAGGAAUAGUAUCCAACGAUUGUUGUAAUAAUAACAUCAUCCGUGAAUGCUUUCAAUUUAUGAGCAUAUUUCCCGAUUCU